AAGCCAGCCCUAAUCCCUUUCUAUCUCCCCACUCCAGUAACCCUCUCUCCCGACUUGCCGCCUGUUCUUCCUAGCCCCUCUCUCCCGCCGUAUGUUCUUCCGGUAGCCUCUCUCAGUAUCUCUUUUCUCCUCCCUCGUGCAGUGGACGCCUGGACGGAAUCAUUCUUGAUCUUGUCAUCUCUGCUCUGGUCGUCUCUACAUCUCUGCAUUAUCCAGAUUCCACUCCAGGGAGAGUUCUGUAAUUAUUCGGGAUGCGGUAACACAUUCAAUUGCAACCAUCCUGUUGUGCGCCAGUUUAUUGUAGACUGCUUGAGAGUAACCGGUCGAACCCCAAAGCUGUACAAAUUAGGGCUUGCAGAUUCUCUCUUCGAGAAUUCUGAUCGCAUCGUAUCCAUUUGUCUUCAAUUGAACUUGGUUUUCGAUACCUAGGGCUUGAAGGCAGAGGAAUCGGAAUCGCACUUUUAGCGGCUCUGCACAGAUUAUCCUCGAUUUCAGAGGCCUCAAGAUUUUCGAUCGGCGUUGUGGUUGAAAGGAAUUUCAGGUACUUUGCAUUUGUAAUUGUUCAAUUCGAGAGGGAAAUGCUGGGAUAUGAUAGAGAUGAUUAUGGUCAGUUAGGCGACGAAUAUGAGGAUUAUGAGGACGAUGAGGAUGGUGAAGAGUAUGAAGGGGAAGAGGAAGAUCAAAAGCCUACCAAGGAAGCAUUGGCAUACCUUGAGUUGAGACAACACUUGAAAGAACAAUUACGAAAGAAGAAAAGUGGUUCUUCUUUGGCCAACUCCAGUAAUAAAAAGAAGCUCCCCUAUGACAAUUUUGGAUCUUUCGUUGGCCCAUCUCAACCAGUUAUUGCUGAGAGAGUUCAAGAAAGCAAAUUGUUGUUAGAAACCAAGCACCUAACAUCCAAUGCUACCAACUCUGUCCAUCAUAACAAGAAGAGCUCUGGAUCAACCUCUGCUGGAUCGAAAUCUGUAUCGAAUUUUGAAUUCAAAGACAAAGUUAUCAACUUGUUCAAAGAUUUCAUGGCCAGACUCGACAAUUUUGACGAGUUGGUGGCCACUGGAAGCACAUUACUCGUCGACUUUCAGCAGGGGCUGGAGUUUCUUCGACGACCUUGGAUAGAAGAGACAUCGGAUUUGGUUAAAAACAUAAUCCGAGGUAAUGAAACAAAGAGGGUUAAGUCAUAUGUUGAAGCUGGAUGUCUCAACGCUGACGAUGGCAGGCGAAAUAUAAGCAAGUUGCAUACAUGCCAACUUGGACUUUGUGACCAUCUAAGUAAAGGCAAAAACGUUCUUAAUGAACUUGAAUGCCUCCUGGAGGAUGUAAAUGGUGCAUUGCAAACUGCAAUGGGAAAUUUACCCAACUUUCAGGAUGACAGUUUUGCGGACAAGUUGAAUGAAGAAGCAUGCAAUGGUGACAAGGAGGAAUUUACAUCAUCCCAUCCCAAAAGAAAUGAAGUUACCAAUUAUGUUGUCAUGAUGGGGGUCAUUUACAGUAUGGUCAAGCAAGACUAUAUGAUGCAGGAGAGGAUCGUCUCUGCUCUUAAUCUCAAAUCAUCUUCAGGAGAAUUAGAGAGCUACUGCCUGAUGUGGUCUUUGCGUCCGUUCAUAAAUAACGAAUUUAUGGAUUAUGCUUGGAAACUUAUUCCCUGAAUGUUGCGGGAAUCUGAAUGCCAAGGUUUGCUUACUGUCAGAUUGUUAAAUUAAUUGUCAUAAUUUAGUUUAUUUCACAAAAUUAUAAAUAGAACUUGAAAAAAAAAUUAGCUUUUUCUUUAACAAGGAAAUAAAACUUUCAUUAUAUUGAAUAUUAGUUUACAAGGUUAGUGUAAUUUACAAUCCAUUGACCAUCCCAAAACCCUUGUGACAAAAUUAGGUGAUAUUUUACAGUUUUGCCGGCGGUUAGAAAUUGUGACUGGCUGCUGCUAGUAUCCACUUGUGUUAGCUUGGUUUCCUCACCAAUCUGAUAGUUAGUGAAGGUCUCAAAGUUGUUCUUGAAUAGACCAGCCAACUUCAUCGGUGUCU
Malus domestica (apple) is the source of this 2015-nucleotide messenger RNA. Lineage: Eukaryota; Viridiplantae; Streptophyta; Magnoliopsida; Rosales; Rosaceae. The record is from RefSeq and is a predicted model, not a curated record.